Messenger RNA from Oreochromis niloticus (Nile tilapia), 2921 nucleotides. RefSeq names its product kinesin family member 25 (gene kif25). The record is from RefSeq and is a predicted model, not a curated record. Gene Ontology annotation, molecular function: ATP binding; microtubule motor activity; microtubule binding. The transcript is spliced from 18 exons. Gene Ontology annotation, biological process: microtubule-based movement. Gene Ontology annotation, cellular component: microtubule cytoskeleton. NCBI's taxonomy places the organism in Eukaryota, Metazoa, Chordata, Actinopteri, Cichliformes, Cichlidae. Bases 69 to 1937 code for a protein of 622 amino acids.
AUCAGCUGAGAAAGAAAAGGGACGAGGCCAGGCAAGCUGCUCUAUACUUGCGUCCUUCCUUCUAGAAAAUGCCUCUCUUUAUAAACAGAGACCAAAUAUUUGCUCAUCAGGUACACCUGCUGGAGCACAAAUUAAGGAGUAAAGAGGAGCGAAUACUUGAACUGGAGACAGAGAAUGCCCUUCUUCAUUUAAGACUUGCAGAGUGUUCGGGUAGACAGCGCCGGGACCAUGAUGAGGUAACCAAGGCCGUGAACGAUCAUCAGCUUCAGAGUAGUACAAAGAAGAUAACCCAAUCAGCCCUCAUCAAGCUCCUCUCAGGGGUUCAGGCUGUGAAGCAUGACCUGAGUGAGUUGUUUGCAGUGUAUGUGAGUUUUGCCACCGAGUUGGAGGAGCAGAGCAAGCAGCUCCUGGAGAAAGUAGAGCAAGCCAACUCAUCUCUGAACGGUCACAGUGAGGAUGAAUUUCAGAAUUUGCAGGUUCGUGUUGCAGCCCUGGAGCACUCUCUGGAGGAAGAAAGGGAAAACUGCAGGGCAGAGAAGCAGAAGCGGAAAGAACUUCACAACACACUGGUGGAGCUCAGAGGGAACAUUCGGGUUCACUGCAGGGUGCGUCCAGUUCUUCCUUUUGACCAGAUCCAGUCCUCAACUUCCGGAUCAGGGUCUGCAUCAUCAGAGGAAGUAAUCCACGCAGUCAGUGAUGAUACAGUAAUGGUGAAUUGCGUGAAGGCGGGAAUGCUGGUGCAAAAUAAAAUGUUCGAGUUUGAGAGGGUACACGGACCAGAGGAGUCCCAGGAGGCUGUGUUUGAAGAAGUCAAGUCACUUCUAACAUCUCUGCUGGAUGGCUAUAAUGUGUGUAUCAUGGCAUAUGGGCAGACAGGCAGUGGGAAGACUCACACCAUGAUGGGAUCCCAGUUCCUGGAUGAGCUCUCAGGGACACAGCAGGAGGCACAGCAGGGUAUUAUCCCUAAGGCUGCUGCUGAGCUCUUUCGGCUGAUCUCUGAGAAGCCUGCAGAAAGUCACACAGUGGAAGUGUCAGUGAUGGAGGUGUACAACAAUGAGGUGUUUGACCUGCUGGCCAGGGAUGAGCACAGCAAUGCAGCUGGCCAGAGACGGGAUGUCAUCACCACCGCCUCCGGUGCGAGCCAGGUCCCCUCCCUCACAUAUGAGACUUUCCCUUUGUUUUCCAGGCCUGUGAGUAAUGCCUCUGAGGUGAUGCAGAUUAUUAGCAGCGUUCUGAAGCUCAGAGCUCACUGUCCCACCCUUGUCCACGCGGACUCAUCACGCUCUCACCUCAUUGUCACCCUCACGGUUUCCUCCAAGAGUCCCAAUGCAGUGGCCCUGGCCCGCAGGCUACAGAGUGCCAAGAUGGACAUGCGGCGCUCCACCCAGAAGGAGUGGUGGAGUCCACGCUGUCGCCGUGCCAACCUCGCCGCCCACCACUCAGCUGACGAAACCUCUGCAAGCCCCGUGUCCUCUCCCUGCUCGACCCCGUCCCUUUCUCCCUGCCCCUCCCCGAGACGCAGCAUCACUCAGACUCCGUUCAGGACAAAGCUUCAGCUGGUGGACCUGGCUGGCAGCGAGUGUGCUGGUAUGUCUGGAGUUUCAGGUGCAGCUCUCUGGGAGUCAUCAUGUAUAAACCGUAGUCUCUCGGCUCUGUCCGAUGUCCUUGGAGCUCUGGCUGAACACAGACCACACAUCCCUUACAGGAACAGCAAACUCACUCAUCUGCUGCAGGAUGCCAUAGGUGGUGAUGCCAAGCUGCUAGUGAUGCUCUGCGUCUCCCCGACACAGCGCUUCAUCACAGAGUCCCUGCAGUCUCUUGGUUUUGGCACGCGGGCACGGCAGAUAACACGGGGGAAUCCAUGCACGUGCAGUUUCAGGUCUGUUGACUCCAGUUUAAUGUUGGGAAGAAAAAUCACACAAUUCCCUCUGAAGUGAACCAGUUGGAGAUCUUCCCAGCACGAAUAGAAUAACACACUGUAUCUGGCUUAGAGGAUAAAGAGUGACAGAAGAAAACAAAACUAUGACUGGAACAGAAGUGAGAAGAUAAUAAACACGGAAACUACAGGAGUGUUUAGGGAGAUGACAGAGGAGAGGAGAUGUGGAAAUGAGCUGAGAGAGAAACGGGAAUGCAAGAGUGUGAAAGCACAUGAAACUGAACUUUUACUUCAACCUUCACUCUUUAUCUGCAUUAUUAAAGAGUUUCUAACAGGAUGAGUUUUUGUACAGCGUUCAGGAUGUGGAUCAUCUGUGGAAAUUCUCCUUUACACAUAGAUUACCUGGAAACAGAUUGAUAGGUAAGAAUGUGUAUUUUCCAGUGUUUGUUGGAGGUGGCAGGGAGUCACUGUGAAACAUGUUGCUAAAGCCCCAGUCAUGCAGAUCUACAGACUGGUCAGUGACCCUCCCCAACAACCACAAUUUGCUAGUAAAACAUAUUGGUUAGUGGUCGCUUGCAGUCGCUUGGUGAAAUUGGUUGGAAAAAAAACCCUUGUUCUGAGUGCUUUGGUCUCUAGCAGAUUAUGGUGAGCCAGGAAAGCCAAAUAUCACCAAAUAUCUCCUCAAACCCAUCUGUUGGCUCAGCUGGCUUGCUGGCAAUCAAGUUUAGCAAUCAGCCUUUUCAUUUGGUUCAUGUCAGCUGGAAAUAUUCCCCUCAAUUCCCCCCAAAUACUGGAAAUACCUUUUCCUCACAAUCUCCCAAAUUAAAUUUGAGUUGGCUCUUUUUUCUUAAUGAACAGAUAUUUGUAGGUUUUUCCAUUAUAUUUAAGUAUUUAAUUCAUGUCAUAAGUAUAAAAGCAAAAUUGUACCAGCUUAAUGAAAGGAGCAACUCGUUCUCUAAAAGCGACUGGUUCGAGUUCAUUUGAGGUCUUGGCCAUGAUCCAGUUACAUGUGAAUAAAUCUUCACUUUUGGAGUUUUAGGGGCUG